Messenger RNA from Phyllostomus discolor (pale spear-nosed bat), 4230 nucleotides. RefSeq names its product telomerase reverse transcriptase (gene TERT). NCBI's taxonomy places the organism in Eukaryota, Metazoa, Chordata, Mammalia, Chiroptera, Phyllostomidae. Gene Ontology annotation, cellular component: telomerase catalytic core complex. The record is from RefSeq and is a predicted model, not a curated record. The transcript has 16 exons. Gene Ontology annotation, biological process: telomere maintenance via telomerase. Gene Ontology annotation, molecular function: telomerase RNA binding; telomeric repeat DNA binding. The coding region runs from base 54 to 3380 and encodes 1108 amino acids.
GCUGUGCGUGUGGUAGCAUCCGGUCAACGUAGGAGCCCAGCCCAUCCCCUGCGAUGCCGCGUGCACCCCGGUGCCGCGCCGUGCGCGCUCUGCUGCGUAGCUGCUACCGCGAGGUGCUGCCUCUGGGCACCUUUGUGCGGCGCCUGGGUCCUGAGGGUCGGCGCCUCAUGCAGCGUGGGGACCCAACGGCCUUUCGCGCGCUGGUGGCCCAGUGCCUGGUGUGUGUGCCCUGGGACGCGCAGCCGCCCCCCGCCACCCCGGAUUUCCGCCAGGUGUCUUGCCUGAAGGAGCUGGUGGCCCGGGUAGUGCAGAGACUCUGCGAGCGUGGUGCGAGGAACGUGCUGGCCUUCGGCUUUGCGCUGCUGGACGGGGCCCACAGCGGUCCCCCCAUGGUCUUCACGACCAAUGUGUGCAGCUACCUGCCCAAUACAGUGACCGAGACGCUGCGAGGCAGUGGUGCGUGGGGGCUGCUGCUGCGCCGCGUGGGUGAUGACGUGCUCACCUACCUGCUGGGACGCUGCGCGCUCUACUUGCUGGUGGCCCCGAGCUGUGCCUACCAGGUUUGCGGGCCACCACUCUACGACCUCUGCACCACAAGACACAAAAACGGGAGCCUCAUGGGCCUCGGACCCACGCUCCAGGCCUGGAAUGGCGGCAGCAGGGAGGCCGGUGUAUUCCCGGGCUGCCGCUCCAGGCGGCAGCGGAGCCACGUGGGGGAAAGCCCACCACAGGCCAAGAGGCCCAGGUGCGACCCGAUCCCAGAGCUGGUCUGGGGGCCGAGUACCAGAGACUUCUACUCAGUGACACACACCAGAGCCGCUGUGGAAGCCACGUCUGGAAAGGGCGAGCCGCUCAGGACCCGGCGUCCCUUACCACUGCUGGGCCGUGAACGCGAGGCCAGCUGCCCAUCUUCUCUGCCGUCAAGUCCCCAGUCCUCUUCCAGUCCCGGAGUGGUCGCUGAGACCAAGCAGUUUCUCUACCGCUCUGGUAGCAAGGAACGGCUGCGCUCCUCCUUCCUGCUCAACUCCCUGCAGCCCAGUCUGACCGGGGCCCGGAGACUCGUGGAAACCAUCUUUCUGGACUUGAAGGCCCUGCAGCCUGGAGCUUUGCGCAGGACGCGCCGCCUGCCUGCGCGUUACUGGCGGAUGAGGCCUCUGUUCCGGGAUCUGCUUAGGAACCAUGCGCGGUGUCCCUAUGGCACGCUACUGAGGAAGCACUGCCCACUGCCGGACACGGCCACCGCGGAGGCAGUGGGGGCCAGCGACAAGGGGUGUGAGGGGGUGGGUAUCUGCGCCCCGAAGGACACUGGCGCGCAGCGCCUGGGCCAGCUGCUUCACCAGCACAGCAGCCCGGGGCACGUGUACGAGCUCCUGCGGGCCUGUCUUCACCGGCUGGUGCCACCCAGGCUCUGGGGUUCCAGGCGCAAUGAGUGCCGCUUCUUGAAGAAUGUGAAGAAGUUCAUCUUUCUGGGGAAGUACGCCAAACUCUCACAUCAGGAGCUGACCUGGAAGAUGAAAGUGCAGGACUGCACCUGGCUGUGCAGAAGCCCAGGGGGUCGCUGUGUCCCGGCCACAGAACACCGUCUGAGAGAAGCGAUCUUGGCCAAGUUUCUGUGCUGGUUGAUGGGCACAUACGUGGUUGAGCUGCUGAAGUCCUUUUUUUAUGUCACGGAGACCACAUUUCAGAAGAACCAGCUCUUCUUCUUCCGGAAGAGUGUCUGGAGCCAACUGCAAAGUAUUGGGAUCAGACAGCACUUCGAUAGGGUGCAGCUGCGCGAACUGUCAGCAGCCGAGGUCAAGAGACAUCAGGACGCCAGACCCGCUCUGCUGAUGUCCAGGCUCCGCUUCCUCCCCAAGCCCAGCGGCCUGCGGCCAAUUGUGAACAUGGACUACAUUGUGGGGGCCAGAGCAUUCCGCAGGGACAAGAAGGUGCAGCAUCUGUCCUCGAAAGUCAAGACGUUGUUCAGCGUGCUCAACUACGAGCGGGCGCAGCACCCUGGCCUCCUGGGUGCCUCACUGCUGGGCAUGGAUGACAUCUAUAGGGCCUGGCGUGCCUUUGUGCUGCGCAUGCGGGCCCAGGACCCAGUGCCCCAGCUGUACUUCGUCAAGGUGGAUGUGAUGGGUGCCUACGACGCCCUUCCUCAGAACAGGCUGGUGGAGGUGAUCGCCAACGUGAUCAAGCCCCAAGAACACACGUACUGCCUCCGCCAGUAUGCCACAGUCCAGAGAACCACCCACGGGCACAUCCGGAAGUCCUUCAAAAGACACGUGUCCACCUUCAAGGACCUCCAGCCUUACAUGAAACAGUUCGUGCAGCAACUGCAGAAGACAAGCUCGCUGAGGGACGCCGUGGUCAUCGAGCAGAGCUGCUCUCUGAACGAGGCCAGCAGCAGCCUGUUCGACUUCUUCCUGCACCUGGUACACAACCAUGUCAUAAGGAUCGGGGGCAAGUUUUACGUCCAGUGUCAGGGGAUCCCCCAGGGCUCCAUCCUGUCCACCCUGCUGUGCAGCUUGUGCUACGGAGACAUGGAGAGCAGGGUGUUCCCCGGGCUGCAGCAGGACGGGGUGCUCCUGCGUUUGGUGGAUGACUUCCUGCUGGUCACCCCUCACCUGACACAAGCGAAAGCCUUUCUCAGGACCCUGGUCAAGGGCGUGCCCGAGUAUGGCUGCAUGGCGAACUUGCGGAAGACGGUAGUGAACUUCCCUGUGGAAGGUGACGUCCUCGGUGGCGCAGCCCCCCUGCAGCUGCCAGCCCACUGCCUGUUCCCCUGGUGCGGCUUGCUGCUGGACACACGGACGCUGGAGGUGUUCUGCGACUACUCCAGUUACGCCCAGACCUCGAUCAGAGCAAGUCUCACCUUCAGCCAGGGCUUCAAGGCCGGGAGGAGCAUGCGUCGGAAGCUCUUUGCAGUGUUGAGGCUGAAAUGCCACAGUCUGUUUCUGGAUCUGCAGGUGAACAGCCUCCAGACGGUUUGCACAAACGUUUACAAGAUAUUCUUGCUGCAGGCCUACAGGUUUCACGCCUGUGUGCUCCAGCUCCCGUUUAAUCAGCACGUUCAGAAGAACCCCUCGUUCUUCCUCCGCAUCAUCUCUGACACUGCGUCCCACUGCUAUGCCCUUCUGAAAGCCAAGAACACAGGGAUGUCCCUGGGGACCAAGGGUGCUGCCGGCCCAUUUCCUUCGGAAGCCACUAGGUGGCUGUGCCUGCACGCCUUCCUGCUGAAGCUGUCCCAUCACAGUGCCACCUACAAGUGUCUUCUUGGAGCACUCCAGGCUGCCCAAGCGCAGCUGUGCCGGCAGCUCCCAAGGGCGACGCUGGCCACGCUGCAGGCCGCAGCUGAUCCAGCCCUGACCACAGACUUCGAGGCCAUCUUGGACUGAUAGCCAGCCCUUCUCGCAGCCCAGAGUGGGUGCCAGGCCCUCAAGCCCCAUCCCAGCUGGAUCCACCCAAAGGGUCUGGCCCCUGUGCCCUGAGACCCCGAGACGUGCUGCUUGCUCUGCUGCUUCCUGGAGGGGUCUGCCCCAGGUCCUCAGGGGAGCAGAGCCUGCCCUGCCUCCACCCCCGCCCCCGGCUACCAGUUCCUAGUGACAGGUUCAUCCUUCAGUUGCCUGCUGUCAGGAGGAGGCAGGUAGGAGAAACAGGCUGGGUCAUUGGCAUCUAGAGGUCUAAAGGACAGGGACCUUUGUCACCCUUCCUGCUGUGGGGACGCCCUGGUCUGGAGUGAUGGCCUACAAGUGGUGGGUGUGUGUGGAUUCCUUCCUGCUGAUUUGCAUAGAGUCCUAAAUCCAGCUGUCCACACCCAAUGGAGCGGCACCCACCUGUCUGAUACCCCAGCUGCAUCCAAAGUCCAUGCCUUGCUCAGCUUGCCCGAGAGCAAAGGGCCUGGUCAGCUGUUUGAGGCCUGUCCCUACCAGCCACACCCGUGCUUCUGACCCCCCUGUCCCCACACCCUGCCCAGGCCUCCUGGAACCAAGUGUCCAGCGCCAUUCACCCAGCUGCCACACCCACUUCCAGAGUCCCCUGCUUUCCCCCACUCAGCAGGCCACCCUCACGGCCCCUCCUGCACCACCUCUUGCUCCUACCCCAUCACCCCAGUGAUAGGGUGAGAGCUUCAGAGAGAAGAGCCUUUGUUUAUUGUUUCCUUAGUUUUUAAAUAUUUAUCUUAGGUUUGUAUUAAAAUGCAUACUACACAAGUACUGUUACACAUGAUUAUAAAAACAUGAGUGUUGA